CCCCAGUGUUGAUCCAAACAGGGAAGAAGCUAGGCGCCACCCCAACCAGAAGAAGAAGAUUGAAAUAAUCGGAAGAGAGAAGGUCCAGAUCGCCGUUGUGCGGUCCGACAAUCGGACGGUCAUUAUUUAUUUGGUAAAGCCGCGUUCUUCCUGAUCUUCUUUAACACUCUAACAACAACAACAAAAAGGAGAGAAGAAUCGGAACCGACGAUGGAGUUUUGAGGGGAUUUGUUUUUGAUGCGAUCGGUUUGUGAUUUAUAUCUAGCAAAGGUUUUCGACAAUCAUCAAAUUUGGCGGAGGCGAUUGUUAUUUUUGAUUUGAUUUUUUGAAAGAAAAAAAGGUAUUGAAAACCCUAGAUUUUGAAUUUCUACGCUUUGUUUGUGGUUGUUUUUCCCAUCUUCAAAAAAAAUUAAAGCAGUGGAGUCCCCCAUCGGAUUCGGCUUUGGUCAGAUCUUAAAGAAUCUUAAUCAGAGGAUGAGCAGAUUUAGGGUUUUUUGGAAGAAUUCAUUGAAGAAACUUGUUGAAGAGAAGGCUAUUUCUUGUUCGGAUUCUUCUAGAUCAACCUUAGGCAUAGGCGGCAUUGAAUUGAUUAAACUUUUCUUCUUCACUGCCGGAGAUAUUUGUCCAUGAGGCUCUCGGCAUCGUUAGCUGCAGGAGCUUUUUGAAAAGGAGUUUUUAUUGCAUAAAAAUAGGCGUAACCAUUGCUCUGGUCCCAAUAAUAGGCUUCAAGAGCUAGGCUAUUUGUCUAAUCAACCUAGCUGUUUGGCAAAUCAAGAACUAGAGACAAUUUCUGGGAGCUGUCUUGCUGCGGCGAUAGAUUGAUUAGAUAGAAACUUUUAGGGUGUUUGUUUUUAUUAUCAGUUGCUAUGAUGAUGAUUGCUUGCCUAUGCGUUCUGACGUGUUUAUCUUCUCAUGAAUUUGGUAUUUCAUGUUUAUAUGAUUUGGAUCUAUGGGUUUUGGGUUAUAUUUUCUGAUUUAAGGAGCCUCGUGUGCUUGUUUGUGAAAAUCAAAACUCCAUAGCUGCAGAAAAGAGGUUUAGAACUAUUGAAGGGGAGAGUUUUGUUUGUCCUGUGAAGGGGGACUAGGAGAUCUUUGCUGAUGUUUUGGCCCAUGGUCAGACUGCGAGGCAGAUGGUUUUGACAUGAAGCAGCUUGGUUGCCAUGUCUUUUUAGGCAUAGAUUGAAACAACUGUAUAUCUGUUAUUACUGGAAGUAAUUAUGUGGAAAUAAUGCUUAGCAAAGUACACAGUUUGUUAAAUCUGUAGCUCUACCUCUUUUGAUGUUGAUACCUUUACUGUAUAUGUCUUGUUGUUCGCAAAAGAAUCCUGAUUCGAAGCAUUAGGAACAAACUUUAUCCAAAGUUAUAUUCUCAAUUGAGGGAAGUUUUCCUGGACUUCAAAACUGGUCAGGAUUAUCUGCCUCAAGGCAGUACGCGUUGAGGGCUUGAGUUUUAAAGUGAUCUCUAUAUAGCAAUCUGAUCUGUUAAAUAUCCGACAAUAUUGGAGGAACCCAUUUUACUAGCGGUAUUUGUACUUGCCCCAGGAGUUUCUCUUCUCCUCUGGUGUCAAGUAGGAAGCAAGAAGCCACGGCAUCCUGCAAGACUUGUCGUGGUAGACCAUUAGUUGAUGGGAUAGGGUCUGUGUCUGCAGGCAUGAUGAGCACAGUAGGUCUGGAACUUACAAGUUUUAUAAACCCUGACUUGACUUGGAAGACAGUGUCAAAGGGGAAUAGGAGUGGCACCAGGCGUACAAGGAAACUGGGUGCUAAAAACUUGACGAUGGGAAUGGGGCUAGCUGAUAAAAAUGCCAGAACAGCGGAGGAUGUUACAGUUUCUGAGUCUGAGAAGCUUGGUGUGGAUGUUUUAGGACGGCGCUUUGGUGACAAAGUAGAGCAGGUGCCAAUUAAGAAAAGAAGAUUUAUGUUCCGGUCUCCAUCACCUCCGCCACCACUGACCCCUUCGCUGCACCUUGAAGCCUCUGGACAGGAUGUAGAUUUUCAAUCUGCAUCAGGUAAAAAUUCUGGUUCAAAUUCAGCUCAGAGGCGACGGCUCAAGAAAACUGAUAUUUUGACCAAGUCAACUGUUGCUGUUGAUGAUGGGACGUUUUCAAAGGUAAUAAAUGAUGUCGAGGAUUUCUCAGGGAUUGAAAUACUUGCAGCUGCUGCUUGCAGUGAUAGUAUGGGAGAUGAUGUUACUGAAAAUGAGGGAAAUACAUUACUAGAAGCAUCAACACAAGAGAGAAUUGAGUCUUCAGCAUCAUUGGAGACAGCUUGUUGCUCCCCAAAAGAUUCGGUAAAUGAAGGUAAAACUGAGGGCUCAUCUUUCCAGGAUAAUUCUCCUGCUCCUUUACAUGAAUCUCUUGGAGAUAGGGAUAACACAACAGCGGAAAGGUCCAUCCCCUUGCCAGAUGAUAGGUUACUCUGGGAUUUAAAUCUUUCAAUGGAUGCUUGGCCUUGCGAUGGUGGGGAUAUUGAUUCUCAAAAGGAUGCUGUGGAUAAUACAUCUGUGAGAAGUGAAGAGCUGCAGACUAAGGAACCUCAAGAUAUCAAAAAUGAUACUAUGAACAGAGUGGUUUCAUCUGAUGUUGAUGGCAACGAUGAGGUUAACAAGAUGACUUCAGAUUUUAAAAUCCUGCCUGUUGGAACUGAUGAUUUGAGUGGAGAGAAACAGGAAUCUGAAGGAUGCUUUGGCUCCAGUGAGAACAAAACUGAACAUGUUCCGGUGCCGGUGGUUGAUGCUGAGAAUUCCUUGAUCUGUGCUGCUGCUGAGACAAAUGCCUCCACUGAGGCAGUAAACAUGGAUCAAUGCCUCAGUCAUUCUCCUCUUCCUGGAUUGGAUAAGAGCACAUCUGGGUCUGAGGGAAACCAAGAAACAUCAUUUUCAACUCAUAAUAUUGGGCUGAACACAGUAGGGUGUAUUUCUGAGGCAGAGGUGGGCAAAACUGUUUGUGUAGAAAAUGCUCAGGUAGAGGAGUCUGAUGUUGCUUCUCCCUACGUACCAGUUUUAGAGACGGUUGCUAAUGACAUUCAGAAAACCAGUGUUAAUGAAGAUGAUAAGGAUCAUGGAAUAGAUUCUGGCUUGCAAGAUGUGAAAAUUUUUGCUCAGGACCUGGAUAAUCCUCGACCUCUAGAAACCCCUGAAGAUGAGCAUGCAAAUGGGACAGAGGAGAUGGACAUAUGCCAUCCUUCACCAAAGUCUGAAGAUAUGUCCAUAUCGGAUGAUGAUGUUGUGGAGGCUAUGGAACGAACUGAUGGAGCUUCUUCAACGUAUACUGCUCAAACUGAUUCUGAUACUCAUGUUGGGUCGGAGGCAUUGUUGCAAAAGUCUUCCAGAAAUUUUGUUGCUACUACAGGAGCUGGUGAGUUUUCUGCUCAGGAGGCAUGUAGAAAUUAUGUUAAUGGUCCUACAAGCUACUUGGAUAAGGCCAACCUGAAUGAUCUUGCGAAUGAAAGCCAUGACUCUGCUGUUUCUCAAGAUAUGGUAUUGACAGUUGGCAUGGGAACCCACUCAGAAGUUCAGGCUGGUUAUGAUUCACAGUUUGAGGAUGGGGAGUUGAGGGAAACAGAUGUUCACUGUUGGGAGGAAGCUGAACAGGUGGACUAUGACACUGAAUUUGAGGAAGAAAGAUCAUUUGGCUUGGAAGCUGAGAGUGGUGAGAAGAAAUUAGAGGCAGAAAGAGGGUCAAGUCCUGAUGUAACUGGAAAUUUUAAAUAUUGUGAAACUGGAGAUGCUUUGAGGGAAAAUUCAGCGGGCUUAAAGAUGAGAACUGUGGAAGUGUCUGAUGGUGAAACAAAGAAAACCGAUUGCCUGGAUGGGUCUAAUGUCAGAGAUUAUGAUUUGAAGGUAGAUUUAUCUAAGGUAACGAAAAGGGAGUUGCUUUCCCGUGUUGAAGGAUCAUUAUCCUCUGAUGCUGUUCAUAGAAGCAGGUCUGACAAUUUUGAUGGUUCGUUUCCUCGAGCUGAGAGGGAGGCUGGUUCUGAUAAAUUCGUGGGGAGGGAUAGAUCUGCUUCACAUAUGCGUGGCAGAAGCCCAGGAGGUGGUCACUUUUUUAAUCCUUCAGCUAGUUAUUGGGAUUCUAAACGGCAGAAUUCACCUAUUUAUCAUAAUCCUUACAAUUUUGGGCGCCCCAGACCAAAAAGUGUUGUGGAGAGCCGUGGAUAUCCAAUGGCCACGGACCAAGCAUCUUCAGAAGCUACUGGUGUUGCAAGACCUGACAACCGCAUUAGCAGGCAAUUUAUAGGCUCCUCCAAUGGUUUGUAUAGACCUUUCGUUAGAAGGAGAUCACCAGUUGAAAGAGAUGAUUCCUAUGGUAUGCAUACAAGAAUGGCAACUGUAAGAGAUGCUAGUCCUGAUCGGACUAGGUUUAGAAGAUAUCAACAGGGGGUUAGUAGAGGCAUCAGAGAUGAAUAUCUCAGGCAUAUUCCUGAUGAUGGCACAGAAUAUUUUAGUCGCAUGCCACAUCGUCUAGGCAGGAGAGAAAGAAGCAUUUCCCCCCAUGGUAGACCUCAUUACACUUUACCUUACAAGAAAACUCGGUCAAGAUCAAGGAGCCGCUCUCCAAUUGGUUGGUUAUUGCCGAGGGAUCGAAAUGAGGGUUCAAGACGUCGCAGCAGGUCACCAGAUUUUAGGUCUGAUGCUAGAGUAGAUAGGGUGAGGUUGCCAUUUACAAAGCGUUUUGCAGCAGAUUAUGGAGAGGAGUUUAUUUCCCCACCAAGAAGUCGCAUUUCACCACAGCGAAAUUCCAGGAUGUUUGACGAUCGAAAUACUGGUUUAGACCAUUUUAGGGGCCGGAAAUCACCUGUGAGGAUGUUUCGGCAGGGCCAAAGGUUUGAUCAAGUGCGCCCAAUUCGGAGAUUGAAUUCAGAUGAUUACUUCAGACACAUGAUUCGCCCCAGAAGAUUUCCUGAUAUGGUUGGUGCUGGUAAAGGAUGUAAAUAUGAAGGCAGUGAUGAUGAUAAACAUGGCAGCAGAUAUGAGAUGAUUCAUCGAGUGAGGCGGUAUGAUACAGAUGGUGCAGUCCGGCGGUUUCGGUAUAAUGCAGAAGAUUCAUAUGUGGCUAAUAACUCUUUAACUGUGACUAAUGCACUUGGGGUCUCAUCUAGGAGGCCUGAUGAUGCACCUAGGACAGCUAGUGAAGAUAGGUCAUUUAAGAUGCAACAACCGUGAGAGGAUGUGGUUGGAAAGGGAGAU
This is a messenger RNA of Theobroma umbraticum, 5187 nucleotides long. RefSeq names its product dentin sialophosphoprotein-like protein. The record is from RefSeq and is a predicted model, not a curated record. Lineage: Eukaryota; Viridiplantae; Streptophyta; Magnoliopsida; Malvales; Malvaceae.